UAAUUCCUCUUUAUUUCUUAUAGUAUUUAAAACACCAUUAAUGUCUCUGAGUGUUUUUUCCAAGGAACAAAACUUUUUAUUAUCUACAGAUUUGUUAGAUUUUAAAUCUAUGUCUGAAUUUGCAAUAGGAAUUUCACAAUGCUUGAAAUCAGAUUUCAAUCUUUCUGCAUCUGUAUCGAUUGCAAGUGUAUGUUGAGCUGAAGAACAUAUAUCCCCACGCUUUUGUGAAGAAAUAUGUACAUUGGAAUUUAUCACAGUGAAGUUUUUUUCCUUUUCUAAAUCAUCUAUAACGGGUAAACAAAUACCUCUUCGUUUCCUAUGAUGAAUUGUAGAAAGACUAUUUUCUAAAGGAAUAGUAUUCUCAAUGCAAUUACAGAUAACAUUAAAUGUAUCCUUACAAUUAUUACGAACUAUUCUAUUACAUUUAAGACAUGAGUUAAUAAUCGAUAUAUCUUUAUUGUGAACUGAUAAAGUUUCCCUAUCUUUCAACGAAGAAUUAGGUGAUUUUUCGCAUUUAGAAACCAUGUGCUCAGCGGUUUUUAUUUCAUUCUCUAUUUUAUAAGCUUCAUUAACAAUACCUUCCUCUAAGCAAUCAGUAUUCUGUACGAUGUUAGUUAACAAAAACUGUUUGUCAGCUGUUACUUCCUCAGUUAUCAUCCUUGUAGACAUAUUUGAAGAUUGUGGUAAUGGAUCACAAUAAUAUUGCUUAAAAGAUCGAGGAGUAUCUGUAUUACUAAUGACAAUAACAUUUGAAUUUUGACUACUAACUUUAUCUAAACUUAGGUGUCUUGUUGGAUGAAAUUUAGUGUAAUAUAAUAACAUACUUAUAAGACCGAUUAGCAUACCCCCAACAAUAAAAAAUAUCAUUAAUAUCAAUAUAUCGAUUGUUAUUGUUUGUUUAAAAUUUAACAUAUAAAUCACUAACGAAGAUAAAUUUUCGAUCACUAUUAUCAAAUAAAAUGCAAAUACCUUAUAACGAGAUUUUCCUUCACAUAAAUUAAAAAAAUCAAAACAAUAAAUAAGCCCUAUAAUACAAUUAUAAAUACGUUCUUCCCAAAUAGUAGAACAAAAGUCUGUGUUUUGAAGAAUUACCCAAACAGUCAUAAAUAACCAAUGCAAGCCUGGAAGUAAGAGAAUUGAUUAUUUCUCUAAAACAUAAAUUUAAUGAUAUGAAUUUAUUAUAAGAUUUUAAAUUGAUAUAAACAAACUCACCAAGAAAUAAGGAAAACCAUUUUCUCAAACAAAUUGCUAUUAAUACUAAUACAGCUAGCCUUGAAGUUAACAUUCCACCUCUCCAAAGAUAUUGAAGCAUCAGUGAUAUCCAAGAUUCAUUAUUGUGAUUGGGAUUAAUUUUGUGCAUGGCUUUUAUAUAUGUUCCUAUGGCCCAAAUUAAAGAACAAAGAGAAGCCAUAGUUGACAUACCUAUAUUAAUAAUAUUUAAGUUCAUUACUAUAAAUGCAAUUGUAAUACAAAAGUAAUACAUAAUGAAAUAUUCAAAAACAAUAAAAAAUACAUGGUUGAUUGAAGGAUAUAUACAUAUAAUGCUUACAUAUUUUGUUCUGUUAUAGCUUCUGUAGUAUCUUAUUUUUAGCCUAUUAAAUGAUCACAGUGGUAGGAGUCUAAUGUAUUUUUAAAACUGAAAAGUAAGUGUUCCAUGCAUAGAUUUUAUAUCAGUAUAGCUAAGAAUAUUAUAAAAGAAUAGAUAGCAAAUUUUCAGAGAUAUACUCAUCCAAGUUUGUUAUCUUUGGGGGCGGGACAAAGGAUGUAAGGAAGGAAGACCCAAUCAUUUUAGUUUAGUUUAGCUGUUACUUCUCAAACUUGAUUUAACAUAUGAAUACUACUGUUCUUCAUAGUUUUUAAAAAUGAAUAGUUUAAAUAUUAUAUCGAAAUAAUAUCAUACCUAUAUUGUAUUUUUAUUGAUACUUAUAAAAUUAUUCAUAUAACAUAGCAUGAAACAAAUGUGUUUUUAUAUCUGUGUUACUUUUUUGCUGUGAAAAUAUACUAACUUCAUAAUAAGUAUUCAAUACAAACUUAUGUUUAAUCGCAAGAUUUGAUAUGGUUCAUCACACAGAUAAUAAAAACUUAUGGUUAAAAUUUAUGAAGUUCCUACAUUUUUAUAUAAAAAACAAAAUCAUAUUAUUGCAGAAAAAAGUUAUAUUACAAUUAAUAAUAAUUUUUACUAUAUUAUUUACCUUAUUAAUAACUUUGGAAAAACCAUGGCAUAAUUUGAGUGAAGAAAAUAAUGAAGUAGAAGCAUACAGCAUUGCAAAAGAUAUACAGCAAUAUACAGAACAAUAUGAUCAAAAGCUUGAGAAAAUUAUUGUUAGUAAUUUAGAUAUAGUUUUAUCAUCUACAGAACUGACUAAUAAGAGAAUAGAAUUAAAUGGAAGAAGACAAAAAAUAAAGAAUAUGUGUAAAAAUUAUACUGAUAAAGAGUUACAACAAAAUAGAAAUUUUCCUAAUAUAAUUAUUGAUACAAAACAUGGUAUAUCAUGGUGUCCUAUAUAUAAGGUGGGUAGUUCAACCUGGAUGAAGAAUUUUGCAAUACUUGCAGGUAUCUUAACAGAUACAACCAUGAAUUUAAUUCAUCAAAAUGCAAUUCAAAUGAAUACUAUUGUUAAACAAGCAUUUCCUUCCGAUUUAAAUCUAAAUAAAACACUUAAGAAAUUACGUGCUACUAAAAAAUUUUUAAUUGUACGACAUCCUUUCGAGCGUCUCUUGUCUGCAUAUAGAGAUAAGUUGGAGCAUAUGAAUGGAAGGGAAUAUUAUUAUAAACGAUUUGGACGGCACAUUACACAUAAAUAUCGUAAACACAAAAAUUCAACUAGAACCAAACUAGAACCUACAUUUGAAGAAUUUUUAGAAUUUAUUGUGCAUGAAAAGUAUUUUGAUGAACACUGGGCUCCAUAUUAUGAUACUUGCAAACCAUGCAUGAUUCAUUAUGAUUAUAUUCUCAAAUUUGAAACUUUUCAAGAAGAUCAUCGCUUUUUCAUGCAAGAGACUGGAUUAAAAUACUAUUUAUACAAAAAGAGUGGCUUUAAAAAUAUUAAUCCACAUGGUCGCACGACUAGCAAUUUAUUGAGAAAAUAUUUAGAAAAUAUACCAAAAUUACUCCUUCAGAAAAUAUAUAAAAUUUACGAGAAAGAUUUUAAAUUAUUUUCUUACUUUCCAGAUUUAUAUUAAGUUAUAUUAAAUAUAUAUGUAAGGGUUAAUAUUUUUUUGUAAUAAAUUAUACUCAACAAACUUACUUGUCCAAAUAGGUGCAUCGUGUAAUAUGACAAUAAUGUAUAACUGUAAUACAAGUUGUGGUGCUGCUCCCAUGAAAGACUUAAAUAAUUGUAACAUGCAAAUAUCACUCUCUUUUCUAUAUACUGACUUCUUAUCCUUUACAAAUUGUUUAUUUUUCAAUGAAUACACAGCAGUAUAUAAUAAAAUCAAAUAC
Vespa velutina is the source of this 3442-nucleotide messenger RNA. Its product is annotated as carbohydrate sulfotransferase 11-like. Lineage: Eukaryota; Metazoa; Arthropoda; Insecta; Hymenoptera; Vespidae. Gene Ontology annotation, biological process: carbohydrate biosynthetic process. The coding region runs from base 2056 to 3183 and encodes 375 amino acids. The record is from RefSeq and is a predicted model, not a curated record. The transcript is spliced from 4 exons. Gene Ontology annotation, molecular function: sulfotransferase activity. Gene Ontology annotation, cellular component: membrane.